Seminavis robusta is the source of this 534-nucleotide messenger RNA. The record is from the annotation of a GenBank genome assembly. Lineage: Eukaryota; Bacillariophyta; Bacillariophyceae; Naviculales; Naviculaceae.
AUGUUGUGGUUGAACGGGGAAGAAGCCGAUCCGGCAUGGAAGUUUGUCCUCGCGCAUUUGACGCAAUUGACAUUACAGGGAAGUGAAGAUGCCGAAGCCUUUUCCGUGGCCGCAUUGACACGCUUGUUACAAGUCCAAACCAAUUUGGAGACAUUGUCGUGUCAGUACAUUGACUUGGUGGCAUCGACAUCACAAUCACAAGACCAAGACCAAUUGACACUGUUCACAAAAGCACUCGAACAAUCCACACGCCUCCAAAAAGUCCAAAUGACCAGUUUACGACUCGUAGUGGCCAACAAUAACACACCCCACACGACACUCGAUCCUAUCAUCCAGGGGCUAGGACAUUGUCAACACGUCGAAUUGGCCAUGCGACAUCGAUCCACCAUUUCCAAACAAGCACUCGAGGCCAUGCUGUUGACAACAACCUCCAACUCCAAUUUACAGUCACUGGUUCUAGGCCGACGCAUUUCCUUGACGACGCAAGAAUUGGACACGAUUCUACGCUGUCAACAGGAGCUACAAACAGAAUGA